AUGGAUUGCUCGUCGAGAGGUGCAGCUCGCCAAUUGCUUAACCAUGAGAUACUCCUCGCCAGUUACGCAACAUACAGAGUUUUCCUCACCAGUUGCUCUCCUACACAGUGUUGCUUGCCAACAAAGUUAUGCUCACCAAUUGCUCACCACAUGAGUUCAUCUCCUCUCGGCAUGGAAAAAGAGGAAGAAUACUCAUAUCCCCAAACACCAUCUAGCUCAAAUCCCCCAACCGCGAAUGCUGGUUACGUGACUCCUUUCAUGACUACAAGCUCCGCUACGAGUGGAAGAGUUGAUAUAGAGGAACCACCUGAAUGUAGAGAAAUUGAUCUUCCAUGUACCUCUGAAAGAGUUGAAGAAAGCAAAAAAGAUAGACCAAAUUCACAAGAAACUCAGGAUGGCAUUGCCAGGACACUGCAGUUAGAGGAUGAAGUUGGUGGUGAUACGAUUGAAGAGCCAAAGUCGAGAAUGAAGUUUAAUUCUUUUGAAGAAUUAAUAGUUUAUUAUAAGCAGUAUGGUAAGAAAAGCAGGUUUGGGGUAAUGAUAAAAAUGAUUGAUAAUGGGGAUGAUGGGACUGUCCGAUAUGUCACCAUUGGUUGUGCUUGUGGUGGGAAGGCCCGGAAUAGGACAUUGAAUGUCGCCAGACCAUGUCCAACAGGAAAGACAGAAUAUAAGGUAAAGAUUAAUGCCUUAAAAAUUAAUAGAAAGUUCCGGUUGACAACUGUUCAUAAUAUCCAUAACUAUGACCUUAGUUCAAAUAAAUCUCGCUUCUUUCGAUGUAAUAGAGAAGUGGGUGACUCUAUAAAAAGAGUCAUAGAUAUAAACGAAAUGACUGGCAUCCGAAUGAAUAAGAGCUUUGGAUCUCUCGUCAUUGGCGUUGGUGGAUUCAAGAACCUCCCAUUUUUAGAAAAUGAUUGCCGUAAUUAUAUCGACAAGGCAAGACAUCUAAGGCUUGGUAAAGGUGGUGCUGAAGCGCUUCGAGAGUAUUUUUGUAGGAUGCAGUAUAAAAAUCUCGGUUUCUUUGCACUGAUGGAUUUAGAUGAUGACGGGAGGUUAAUGAAUGUCUUCUGGGCAGACCCCUGUAGUAUGGCAGCCUACCAAUACAUCGGUGAUGUGGUGACAUUCGACACUACAUAUUUGACGAAUAGAUAUGGGAUGCCCUUUGCACCAUUUGUUGGUGUAAACUACCAUGGGCAGUUAAUUCUGUUGGGAGCAGGAUUGAUUUCCAAUGAGGAUACAGAGACCUUUGUGUGGUUAUUCCAGACGUGA
Molecule: messenger RNA, 1266 nt
Organism: Juglans microcarpa x Juglans regia
Lineage: Eukaryota; Viridiplantae; Streptophyta; Magnoliopsida; Fagales; Juglandaceae
Product: protein FAR-RED IMPAIRED RESPONSE 1-like
Exons: 3
Coding region: 1-1266 (421 amino acids)
Source: RefSeq, a predicted model, not a curated record